AUGGUAGUUGAGAUUGAAGCUUCCACAGUGCAAGCGGCAGAGGAGAGUAACUGCACCCCGCCUGCUCAGAGGGAGGCUGGCCUAGGUCCCAUAAAAAGGGGAACAUUAGAUGAAAAGGGAUAUGUAGACAAUGAUCUAGGGGGCAGCCUCUCACAGGGAGCCAGAGUCCCGCGAGAAGAGGCCGGUGACCCUGGACCCCGGGGUCAGCGCGUGCCCCUACUAACUCCUAGACGACGGCCAGGCCCAUCUGCCGUCAGAGGGUCCCAGUGCUGGGGAAUCGUGCCCCCUCCCAGCCGGACAUGUGGAGAAGCUCAUAUCCCAGCUCUCAGCCAUAACCAGAGGACCAGCAUAAUCCUGAGGCCUGAGGCCACCUUCUUGCCAGAACUGCCCCUGAUCCUUGCUGUCACUGCCAUUGGACUUACAGUGCUGGUGUUGACUCUGAGGGGCCUCAACUCAAGGAGGAAGAGACUACUUGUAACCUUAAGAGACCCUGACACCAAAUAUCCUCUGCCCUUGAUUGAGAAAGAGGAAAUCACCCACAACACCAGGAGGUUCCGCUUUAAAUUACCUACACCAGACCAUGUCUUAGGGCUUCCUGUAGGUAAUUAUGUUCAAGUCAUUGCCUCAAUCAAUGAUAAUCUGGUCACCAGGUCUUACACACCAGUGUCGAGUGAUGAUGACCAAGGCUUUGUGGAUUUAAUUGUAAAGAUCUAUUUCAAAAAUCAUAGUAAUCCAGAAGGAGGAAAGAUGAGUCAGCACUUGGAGAACAUGAAAAUUGGGAAUUGUGUUUUUUUUCGGGGACCAGUUGGGCGCCUGGUCUAUAAUGCGCCAGGGGAUAUUUCCAUCAGAAAACACGGUACACAUGAUCCUGAAACAAAAAUAGUGGAGAACCUGGGAAUGAUUGCUGGGGGCACAGGGAUCACACCUAUGCUGCAAAUUAUCAGGCACAUUAUCAAGAACCCUGCUGACAGGACUAAGAUCUGUCUCCUCUUUGCCAACCAGACAGAGGAAGAUAUCUUGAUGAGAAAGGAACUUGAAGAAGUUGCCAAAACUCAUGACCAACAGUUCAAAAUAUGGUACACAGUGGACAGGCCUCCUGCUGAUUGGGAGUAUAGCGUGGGCUACGUUAAUGCUGACAUGAUAAAGCUGCAUCUUCCUCUUCCUGGGAAGUCUACGCUCAUCCUGUUGUGUGGCCCACCCAUCAUGAUCCAGGGCACUGUUCUUCCUACCCUGGAAAAACUGGGUUACACCAAGGAAAUGAUUUUCAUCUUCUAA
Molecule: messenger RNA, 1275 nt
Organism: Suncus etruscus (white-toothed pygmy shrew)
Lineage: Eukaryota; Metazoa; Chordata; Mammalia; Eulipotyphla; Soricidae
Product: NADH-cytochrome b5 reductase 2
Exons: 11
Coding region: 1-1275 (424 amino acids)
Cellular component (GO): mitochondrion
Molecular function (GO): oxidoreductase activity; FAD binding
Source: RefSeq, a predicted model, not a curated record